GUUGCGCCGCCUCCGCCGUUCCCGGCCCUCGCCUCUGGGGCUGCCCCGUACAUUGCCUGACCCGUGGCCCGCCAGCUCCUUCUCGCCCGGUCCCAGCCGGAAGGUCCGAGACAGCUCACCUCGGGGGAUCGUCGUGCCCUCAAACCCCGUGGCCCCUCCGGAGCAGGUGGGAGUGGGCGGCGGGCGGCGCGGCAAGGACAAGCACAGCGGACACCCCGGGCGGCGGCGGCGGGGUCCUGGCUGGGGGAGGCCAAGCUUGCGGCGGGGCGCAACGGUGUCUCCUUCACUUCGCCCUCCAGCCGCGUUGGCUGCAGCGCAAUCGCCAGGUAGCGGAGCGGCCUUAACUGCGAGCGGAGCGGCGGCGGCAGCGCCCCUCAGGACACCCGCAGAUCUCCUUUUCCCCGCGGCUUCGCUAUGGCGGACUGUUGUGUACAGACAUGCCCACGGCCAAUGUGUAUCCCUCCAUCCUAUGCUGACCUUGGCAAAGCUGCCAGAGAUAUUUUCAACAAAGGAUAUGGUAAGGACUUUAGUUUUGAUUUUAGCGUUUUUUUUUUUUUUUUUUUUUUUUUUUUUGUGCCAUGCCUCAUAUUGGGAUGUUUUUUGCUGAAAAGAGAAAAUGUGUACUUGGAUCCCUCAGGAAAUUGGCUUGUUUUUCCAGACUGGAUAUCCGCCCUGAGGGCCCGCGGGCCCCAUGGCACGGUUGCGACGCACUCCACGGCUUCUAGAGGUGGUGUCCCUACUGAUGAGGAGCAGGCUACAGGGCUGGAGAGGGAGAUCAUGAUAGCCUCACAGAAGGGACUGGAUCCAUACAAUAUGCUACCUCCAAAGGCAGCUUCGGGCACCAAGGAAGAUCCUAAUUUAGUCCCGUCCAUCACCAACAAGCGGAUAGUGGGCUGCAUCUGUGAAGAGGACAACUGUACCGUCAUCUGGUUUUGGCUGCACAAAGGCGAGACUCAGCGGUGCCCAAGCCGUGGAACCCAUUAUCAGCUGGAAUUUUCAACAUCUGGUUCAUCUAACACGGACACUGGUAAAGUUAGCGGGACCUUGGAGACCAAAUACAAAUGGUGUGAGUAUGGUCUGACUUUCACAGAGAAAUGGAACACCGAUAACACUCUGGGGACAGAGAUCGCGAUUGAAGACCAGAUCUGUCAAGGUUUGAAGCUGACAUUUGAUACUACCUUUUCACCGAACACAGGGAAGAAAAGUGGUAAAAUCAAGUCUGCUUACAAGAGGGAGUGUAUAAACCUUGGCUGUGAUGUUGACUUUGAUUUUGCUGGACCUGCGAUCCACGGCUCAGCUGUCUUUGGUUAUGAGGGCUGGCUUGCUGGGUACCAGAUGACCUUUGACAGUGCCAAGUCAAAGCUGACAAGGAGUAACUUUGCAGUAGGCUACAGGACUGGGGACUUUCAGUUACAUACUAAUGUCAAUAAUGGGACAGAAUUUGGAGGAUCAAUUUAUCAGAAAGUGUGCGAGGAUUUCGAUACCUCGGUAAAUCUUGCUUGGACGUCAGGUACCAACUGCACUCGCUUUGGCAUUGCAGCUAAAUACCAGUUGGAUCCUACUGCUUCCAUUUCUGCAAAGGUCAACAACUCCAGCUUAAUUGGAGUGGGUUACACUCAGACUCUGAAGCCUGGUGUGAAGCUUACACUGUCUGCUCUGGUAGAUGGGAAGAGCUUUAAUGCUGGAGGCCACAAACUUGGGCUUGCCUUGGAACUGGAGGCUUAAUCCAGUUGAAAGAAACCUCUGGGAACGGAUAUCAGAAGAUUUGGCCUUAAUAUAUUUCCAAGUGACCAGCAGGCUCCUCCCCUUCCCCCCAGAAGGUGAUCAAAUCAAAGGAUGAUUAAACAAGAGCUGUAUUUUAAAUAUUUAGACAGUUUCCUGUUGGCUGGUGUUAGUUGGAUGCCGCCGUCGUGCAGUCACCACACCUUAUUUAACUGUAUUUAACUGUUAAAUGUGCUACCCACCAGUGAUGAAAUAGACGUUUAUGAAAACCGUG
Alexandromys fortis (reed vole) is the source of this 1996-nucleotide messenger RNA. It is a transcript of the gene Vdac2, whose product is annotated as voltage dependent anion channel 2. The transcript has 10 exons. Gene Ontology annotation, cellular component: mitochondrial outer membrane; mitochondrial envelope. Gene Ontology annotation, molecular function: voltage-gated monoatomic anion channel activity. The coding region runs from base 415 to 1725 and encodes 436 amino acids. Gene Ontology annotation, biological process: mitochondrial electron transport, cytochrome c to oxygen; monoatomic anion transmembrane transport. The record is from RefSeq and is a predicted model, not a curated record. NCBI's taxonomy places the organism in Eukaryota, Metazoa, Chordata, Mammalia, Rodentia, Cricetidae.